Molecule: messenger RNA, 590 nt
Organism: Schistosoma bovis
Lineage: Eukaryota; Metazoa; Platyhelminthes; Trematoda; Strigeidida; Schistosomatidae
Source: the annotation of a GenBank genome assembly
CUUAUCUGUUUAUUGAUAGUGUACGUUUAUAUACGCAUUCAAUACACAAAUACAGUAGCAUUUUUUUGCUUGAUUAUUCUAGACGAUGAAUGGAGACCGAGGGUUGUAGGUUGUUGUAAAGUGGUAUGACCAACUGAUUUGGACGACCUUGUAUGGUCGACCGUAACAAGUGGCGGGUCAUUACAUCUUGCAUUCAUGAUUCUUUGGGCAAGGUGUCUGGGUAAAAGUAACGUCUUUCCACUAACAUUUCCCUGCAGAUGUAACGCCAAUCGGGCAGUUUUAUGCCGUACCAAACGACGAAUAUAUGGACGUACAUAUCCAGUUAGCUUAGUUUAUCCUAACGGUGGUUCGAUCCGUAUUAGAUUUCAUGAGCCUCGAAUAAUACUUCAGAUCCCCCCAGAUUUAAAUGACUGUUCUCCAGAAGAAAGACAGAAACGUCUUCUUAGACGCGCUCCUCAAUCAAGGUUGACUUUGCAAGAACAAAUAGAAGACACUUUUGACCAAGAAGCUUACAGUUUUCUGUUGAAGAAAAAUUGAUUCCUCACUCCCUGUACAUAAACUUCAAUUUUAGUAAUAAAUAAUAUUGAUUU